Messenger RNA from Caenorhabditis elegans, 672 nucleotides. RefSeq names its product T20D4.11-like domain-containing protein (gene C36C5.14). The record is from RefSeq and is marked reviewed. Lineage: Eukaryota; Metazoa; Nematoda; Chromadorea; Rhabditida; Rhabditidae. The transcript is spliced from 3 exons. Bases 24 to 629 code for a protein of 201 amino acids.
UAAUAGUAAUUUUAUUACAGAAAAUGAUAGGCUUACUCAAGCUCGCCCUCAUCGGUACUAUGCUAUUGGGAGUGGCUCAUGGAGCAAGCCUAGCAUCGGCAAAGGGUUCAGACUGCACUGUAAAAGAUACAAACGCUGCAGUUAGAUGUGUUUUGAUUACGAGAGACUUCCUGGGGGAAGUUGACGAGCUCGAUAUGAACGAUAAGGAUGAACUGAAAGAUUUCAAGAAAUCGUGUGAUACUGUUCAAAGCUGCUGGAACAAUCUUACAUGCACCGCAAAAAGCGAAGAUGAAAAGAAACAAUAUGUUGAGAACAUCAAAAACUACUGUGAUGCUGCGAUGUAUGUCUACGAUGGUUUUUCCAAAUGUGGUGAUAAGCUGAAUGCAAAAAAAUCGAAAUGUUUUGAUGACUGGGACCCAAUUCCAAACAAAACUCAUUCGGAAAAAGAUGCGGCAAAGGUCGAGAAAAUUAAAAAUGACGCUUGCAAGACAUAUUUCGGAAAGGAUAACUGCAUGAAACAGGAGGUUACGGAAACUUGCGGCAAACAAGAAUGGGACUCACUCCACAAGCAUUUCCUUCAUCUUUCUGGAGGACUCGUCAGCAAGUGUGACUUCAGCAGACUUGAAUAAUUAUUAUUUUUUCCGCUUGAAUAAAUUUUUGUAGAUUUUGAUA